AUGGAGCAGGAGUUCCUACGAGCCCUGCAGUCCUUCUACUACGACCAGAAGGCCAUCAUGUCCAACGAGGAGUUCGACAACCUCAAGGAGGAGCUCAUGUGGGAAGGCAGCAGCGUCGUCAUGCUAAGCGCCGAUGAGCAGAGGCUGCUGGAAGCCUCCAUUGCCUACAUCGCCGGCAACCCCAUCAUGUCAGAUGCGGAGUUCGACGAGCUCAAGCUUAGACUCAAGCAAGAUGGAAGCGACAUCGUGACGGAAGGCCCCAGGUGCAGUCUACGGAGUCGGAAGUGUUAUCUGUUCACAUUGAUUCAAAUUCAAGUUUACAGCGAUCUGACCGUUGACUACUUGAAGAUGUUCCUGCUCAAUGUUCCAGCAACUAUUGUUGCUCUAGGACUGUUCUUUUUCAUCGAUGAGCUGACUGGCUUUGAGGUCAAUGUAUUCCAGUUUCCGGAGCCCUUUGGCUUCAUAUUCACGUAUUUUGCCGCUUUGCCUCUGAUAUUGGUAACGGCGCAAGUGGUAACCAAGGCCAUAAUAAAUGAUGUCUUAAUCCUGAAGUUGCAAAACAGUGAUGGUAUACGACUCAAAAACUCGGCUGAUCACACUUCCAGAUUCAUGAAGAGGAUAAUUAUAGAUAUCUACUUGCAAUUGUACCAGAUUGGCACGAAUGAAGCUGCACAAUGUAUAGAAGACCAAGAUGGUUGCUUUGAAACAAUAUAUGAACUAAGAUUGCAAUUUGAAACAAAAGAACUUAUAAAAGGAGAAAGGCUACCUAUAGAAAGCUAUAAUGUGAAAGAUCUAUAUGCAGUUCGAAAAGCAUAUAUUCUUAAAGGUGCGUGUCGACCAUAUGCACAUGAGUUAAGAUUGGAGUAUCAAGGAAGAGGCUGUCUUUUGCUUUGUAUGCUACCUAUUCAAAGAAAACAAAGUAGGGGCAAGGGAACCGGUGUAUUUCUUGAUGGCAGCUGGAAAAAUUGGAAUAGGGCCAAUGAUGCUCUUCAGAAACAUGUGGGUGAUAUAACAACCGUGUAUAAUAAAGCUCUGGAGAUAUACAACUUAUUUUUUAAUCCCAAGGCAAUAGUUGAUGAUCUUAUUGUGAAGGAUUGGCAUUCUGCCGGCAUGAUGAAAUGGAGUAUUCUCACUAUAAAGGGUAACCCAACGACUGGAUCAUACAAAGCCCAACCGAACCCCCAUGGCAAAUUACCUGAACCAUCGGAACUGUGCACCCCCAUCUGA
Molecule: messenger RNA, 1227 nt
Organism: Triticum turgidum subsp. durum (durum wheat)
Lineage: Eukaryota; Viridiplantae; Streptophyta; Magnoliopsida; Poales; Poaceae
Source: the annotation of a GenBank genome assembly